Styela clava is the source of this 1868-nucleotide messenger RNA. NCBI's taxonomy places the organism in Eukaryota, Metazoa, Chordata, Ascidiacea, Stolidobranchia, Styelidae. The record is from RefSeq and is a predicted model, not a curated record.
CGCCAGCUGUUUUGGACUUCGCAUUCACGUAUUUCUCGCCUGUGUUGCAUGAUCUUGAAUCCUUUUUGUUUCGAAGAACUUGUUUCUCCAUUAUUCAAGGCUGAUAACCUGACUACAUAAAUUUGGUAGUUCAUAAAAAAAAGAUCCAAAACACACAAGCUUGCAAUAUGUGGAAAGCAGUAAUUUUGAUUGGUGGGCCGGACAAAGGAACUCGUUUUCGACCUUUAUCUCUCAACCAACCAAAACCUUUGUUUCCAGUCGCUGGCGUUCCGAUGAUUCAACACCACAUUGAGGCCUGUGUCGCAGUUCCAAAUCUACAGGAAAUUAUUUUGAUUGGAUUUUUUCCAGAAGAUGAAAAUCUAAAGAACUUCAUAAAUCAUUGUCGUAAAGAGUUCAAUAUCAGUAUACGUUAUCUGAGAGAAUUUUCACAAAUGGGAACUGGGGGUGGAUUGUAUCAUUUUAGAGAUCAAAUUAUGGCGGGAAAUCCAUCAGGCAUUUUUGUCAUGAAUUCGGACGUUUGUUGUAAUUUUCCGUUAUCAGAAAUGCUCAAAUUUCAUUUGAAAUAUGCGUCACCGUCGAACAGCUCAACGAUUUUAGCAACUAACGUCCCUUCAAAGGAAUCAAUGUUUUAUGGAUGCUUGGUUGAAAAUGAGGAAACGAAAGAAGUUACACAUUAUGUUGAAAAACCAGAAUCAUUUGUGAGUCCUUUAAUAAACUGUGGAGUGUAUCUCUUUUCAACAAAAAUAUUCGGGAUGCUUGCUGAAGCCGUUUUACGAAAUCAAGAAGAAAUGUACGCUCAAGGAGUAUUUUCAGACUCCCUCUCACUAAGUCUUGAACAAGACAUCAUCAUGCCGUUGACUGACUUGGGGUCACUUUAUGCAUACCAAACAACUUCAAUGUGGAGCCAAAUAAAGUCCGCCGCAUCCGCAGUGUAUGCCAACAAGCUGUAUCUGUCGUUAUAUCAUAAAACCCAUCCUCAUCGGCUCGCAAAAAGUGAGGAAGGAGGCCCGAUGAUUAUCGGGGAUGUUUUCAUUCACCCUUCGGCUAAAAUUGAUCCCACUGCACUUCUGGGCCCCAAUGUCACAAUCUGUGCUGAUGUGCGCAUCAGUGCUGGGGUCAGAGUUCGAAAUUCUAUCAUUCUUAAUGAAGUCAAUUUGUCAAAUCAUAGCUGUGUUCUUAACAGCAUCAUUGGUUGGAAAUCUACAAUAGGGGAAUGGACCAGAGUUGAAGGCACAGCACAACAACCAGACCCGAAUGCUCCUUUUGCAAAAAUAGUCAGUGGUAGUCUCUUUGACCAUGAAGGAAAACUAAGCCCUUCCAUAACUGUCCUGGGUGGUAACGUGAAUGUUGAAUCAGAAAUUGUAGUUUUAAAUGCAAUUGUACUUCCAGGAAAGGAUUUGAAAUCAUGCACAAAGAAUCAAAUUAUCUUAUAAGACAUUCAUAGAUUAUCUAUGAGAACUCGGAAUGAUUUAUUGUUCUUGAAGCCAAGUUUAUUUUCUGUGCACAUUUCACAUAGUUUUAUUACCUAUCUGUAUAUGUAGUUAUAUAUUCUUUAGCAAUUGUAAAAAAAAAUAAUGAAAUAUUUUUGCUUAGAAUUCACCCCAAUCAUACAGAACUAUGUAUUUAUAGUAAAAUUUAGAAUUGUAUUAUUUUUUUCAAGCCCAUAUUUUGAUACUGAAGAACUUAUUAUUUCUUAUUUACAAACCCUUCAUAAAAUCUCUAACAGUCCCUUGUGCAAGUCUUUAGACCAGGGGUGAGCAAGGUUUUGUACCAGGGGCCAAAGAUUUUGCCCACUUAGACUGACGGGCCAUGUAAGCGUGACAUGAAAUUUUACAUUUUAUAAACAAUAUUCGUAGUGUUACAAAAGC